CGCUCUUUACGAGUUCUUCCACACAAUAAUGCGCUUCGCCAUCGUCGCCACGCUCUUCGCCCUUGUCGGCCUCUCCUCUGCGACCAUGCUUAAGAGCCGCCAGCUGCAGGCGUGCCCGCCGGGCAGAAAAACCUACUGCUCCAUGGACGACUGCGGGGCCGCCUGCGAGGGGUGCACCAUGGUCGGCAAGGACUAUGGUGGCAGCACUUGCGGUAGCGACGUCGAUGCGUGGGUGUGCAGCGAGGACUGCUGAGGGUUCGGAGGAAGGAGGUGAAGGGAUUGUGUAGGAGGUGAAGGGAUGAUGUAGGAGGUGAAGGAAUGAUGUAGGAGGGUUAGGGAUGAAGGGAGGUCGCCAUAAGGGAGGUGGGGGAGGGGAUCGAAGGUCGCUAUUGCAGUAAUCGGUCACGGUGGAGGCACCAUUAUAUACCUCGUCGGCAUUUCCUUGAUGACGUGCCCAUAUCCCAUCGAUGUCUGAGCCCUGUCAGGGCUUCCCUUGCGUUGAAACAUAAAUUCCUU
This is a messenger RNA of Schizophyllum commune H4-8, 516 nucleotides long. RefSeq lists its product as uncharacterized. The coding region runs from base 29 to 253 and encodes 74 amino acids. The transcript has 2 exons. The record is from RefSeq and is a predicted model, not a curated record. NCBI's taxonomy places the organism in Eukaryota, Fungi, Basidiomycota, Agaricomycetes, Agaricales, Schizophyllaceae.